Messenger RNA from Rhopalosiphum maidis (corn leaf aphid), 1360 nucleotides. RefSeq names its product protein obstructor-E-like. The transcript has 5 exons. Bases 330 to 1241 code for a protein of 303 amino acids. The record is from RefSeq and is a predicted model, not a curated record. Gene Ontology annotation, cellular component: extracellular region. Lineage: Eukaryota; Metazoa; Arthropoda; Insecta; Hemiptera; Aphididae. Gene Ontology annotation, molecular function: chitin binding.
GCGUCGCUUAAAUAAAAAAAAGCGUCGUGGCGUUAUGAAUAAAAUCGUAUUAACGUCAGGCGACGUGCAUAUGUAUAUAAUAAAAUCACGUUUGUAUCGCCCAAAGCCGUUAUUAAUGGUUGGCGUGGUUGUGGUGUACGCGGGAGAACUAAGAAGUGGUUUUCUCAGAACGAAGGUGAAUACAUUAUAAUAAUACGCCGGUUAUUUUAUUAUUAUUAUGAUUAUUAUUAUUAUUAUUAUUACUAUUAUUAUUAUUUUUUUUCUCGUGUCCGUGCCUGCGUCGUUCACAAUCAUUCGCGAUCGAAAGGUCUACAAACCACACGUACAACAUGGACGUAAGACUCGUCGCCAUUAUUUUGUGCCACAUCGCUCUGUUGAGUGGCCAGUCCGCCGGUGGUAGAAAACGGCCACCUACCACGACCACAGUGGCACCCCGUCAUCGACCGACCGCCGUUAUUGAAAACGAAGAUGUGGCCGAUCAGCUACAGCAGGAGAGCGAGUGUCCGGAGCCGAACGGUUUCUUUGCAGAUGCCAGCCAAUGCGAUAAAUACUACGCGUGCUCGGACAACAAGAUCACCGAGAAGCUGUGUCCGGACGGCAUGGUGUUCAACGAUUACAGCUCGCAGCAAGAGAAGUGUGACCUUCCAUUAAACAUCGACUGUUCACAAAGGCCCGCUUUGCAGCCACCUCAACCAGCCGAACAUUGUCCUAGACAAAAUGGUUAUUUUGCGCAUGAGAAUCCAAACAUUUGUGAUAAAUUUUAUUAUUGCGUGGACGGUAAAUUUAACGCGAUCACAUGUCCGGGGGGCUUGGUGUACAACGAAAAAUCUGGCAUUUGCACGUGGCCAGAUGAAGCCAAGAAAAAAGGAUGCUCGUCGCAAGAUGUAUUCAAUUUUCGAUGUCCCAAUGUGACUUCUGAGAUUGCACUACAACAUCCCAGAUAUGCAAAUCCCGAGGACUGUCAAUUUUUUUAUGUUUGUGUCAACGGCGACACGCCAAGGAGAAAUGGCUGCAAAAUGGGACAGGUGUUCAACGAAGCGUCGGGAAAAUGUGAUUGGCCGAGAAAUGUUCCCGAGUGUGCCGAUUGGUAUAAAGGCGUAUUGACAGACGAAGAACUUUACAAUCUCGAGAAUCCAAAACCCAAAGAAACAUCAAAGGAGAAAGAGGCGGCGGCGGCCAGCAGACGAAAGCCAUCAAGACCAUCAACUACAAAACGUACUGUCGUAGAGGAUGAUGAAUGAAAUUAACUAAUUGUUAUUUUGUAAUUCAAUAUUUUCAAUAACUGUAUCAGGGAAACUGAUCUCAUUUGGACAUUAAGUCGAAAUUAAAAAUAAAUGAUAUAUUUUCACAAUAAAUAAUA